AUGUCAUACCUAGGCAGCGGCCGGCAAAACCUGUUGCCUAGGAAAGCAAAAUCUUUAUCACACUUCAAUGUCACGCAAAAACUUCACAAAAUGGGCACUGAAUUAGCCGACACUACUGAUAGAACAUCGAAACCGACGGAAGACAGCAAGCAGCAACCCCCAGAGAACGGCGGCGCCGAAGAGAAGGAGAAAAAACCGGAGGCGAUAGCGCUGCAACAACCAGUAGUGCCGCAAUGUCAUGAUGCAAAACAUGCAUCUGCAGUGUCUAGAUCACCGAGCGGACCCCGAAUAACAUCCGCAGACAAUCAUCAAAGGUCUACAGACGGUUCCGGGCUGAUUCAUCCGAAGAAAUCCAGCAGCUUCGUGGAGAACAAACCUAAAUUCUCAUCUGAACGUCUCAUGCAACUCAAACGUAUGACGGAAAUAGCCGUCAGGGAUCACAAAGUUUUCACCAUAAGAGGCGGCUGGCCGGUCAUACGAAGAGAACUGUUAAAGAGGAACUGGUUGGAGAAAAUCGAGCCGGCCGUAAAACCCAAAUUCAAUACAAUUGAAGAUGUGGUCAGCAACAUACCGAUUAAACAAGAUUGGGAAUCCACUCAAACGUACGAAGAGAAAAUCGAGAAAAUGAUAAUAUCCAGACUGCUGCAAAGCUACGAUGUCGAUUUCUAUUGGAGCAUGCGAAAGGAACAAUGCGAUAUCCAGCAGCGCGCCAAUCCCUUCAAAUUGAUCAACCGCUUCAGCAGAUCCUUGUUCGCAUCCAAGGAGGGAUUGGCCUUGCUCCUGCAGCAGUCCUAUUGGUACAACGAAACCGGUGUGGCUGCCGUCAGUUUCCCCAGAACUUACGUUUUAGGGUUCCCUGAUCACUACAAUUUUUUCGUGGAAGAUUUCCGUCUAACGGCCUGUAUAGGUCUAUUGAAAUGGUUUGUCGAGGUUUUCGAGAAAGGAGGCAAGGCGAAUAUUCAAUCGAUCGAAGGCAGAAUUCCCUAUGCUAGCUUACAAUUCGCUCUCGACAGGUGCAACGAUUUCGUUGCAAAGAAGAAGCACCUGGACAUCGACCGAGAUUUUCCUCAAGUGUGGGAUCACGAAUGGGACCAGUUUCUAAAGAACUACUACAAUCUAUUGCAUGAAGACGGUUUAUUUAGCGAUUUUACGGAAUCGCUAACUAAUGCGUAUGGGUUUCAAUGCAUCAAGCAGGGAGUUUAUAGACUAUUAGCUGAACAAUGCACUACUAGAGCGGUGUCGACAAAAAACCUGGUCGCUAAUGUUAAGGCUACUUUAAAGGACGUUAAAUUAGUGUGGCCCCAAUACGACAUCGACGGUAUGAAGAACAUAUGGAUCUUGAAGCCGGGCAACAAGUGUCGCGGCAGAGGCAUCCACUUGGUCAGGAGCGUCUCGGACGUUGACAGAGUGAUGAACCUCAAGAUGAAGUACGUCGUUCAAAAGUACAUAGAGCGACCGAUGAUUAUCUACAAAACGAAAUUCGACAUUCGACAGUGGUUUCUGGUUACGUGCGUUCAGCCUUUAACGAUUUGGAUAUACAGGGACAGCUACCUGAGAUUCAGCGGCCAGAUAUUCAGCUUGGAAAACUUCCACGAAUCCCUGCACCUGACCAAUCACGCGGUGCAGUGCAAGUACACUCCCAUGGAACAACGGGACAAGGCCCUGCCUACGGACAACAUGUGGGAUUGCAACACGUUCAAGGCGUAUUUGAAGCAGAUGGGCUGCUUGGAGAAAUGGAACGAAGUUAUCUUUCCAGGUAUGGCGCAAAGUAUAACGUGCGCCAUGUUGGCCAGCCAAGAUACGAUGGAUAAAAGGCAAAAUACAUUCGAAAUGUACGGCGCUGAUUUUAUGUUGGGAGAAGAUUGCACUCCGUGGUUGUUAGAGAUCAAUUGCAGUCCGGAUUUGUCGUUUUCGACCAGCGUCACCAGCAGGCUGUGUCCCCAAUGCAUGGAAGACAUCAUCAAAGUUGUGGUGGAUAAGAGAAGAGAUAUAAACGCCAGCACCGGCCUCUUUGAACUGAUCUACAAGCAAAACUAUCCGAGAGCUCCCCCCUAUCUCGGAUUGAACUUGUCAGUUAGAGGCAGGAAGAUCUUCAAAACGAAAUCGAAAUCGAAUCACCGAGAAAAGGGCGACAAGGAAAAGGCGCUGAUGAGGCUUCGCAAGCACGAUUUCGUCAAGUCCGAAUUUAUGAGGGACAAUAACAUAGCGAAGCUGCUCCCAUUGCCGAAGCUGAUCUGUUCGAACGAUUACAGCGGCCCGGUGAUAUCGGACUUUAUCGAGGAAAUCCAAAAAGUGGCGACGGAACGCGUUUGCGGCGUCGAUUUCAUACCGUCGACCAAAUCGGAUCCGCACCAUCAGAAUUUCAUGAACCAUCAUCACAUCAUCAGUCGCAACGGCAGUUCGAACAACAAGAAAAUCGAUCGGGUAUUGCGCAGUCGCGACGCCGCCGCUGUUACUAAACCGAAAACGACCGACGCUAGUACUCGUCAUUGUCGAAGGCGAAGUGUAAGAGAAAAAAAUAAACCGACGACCAGUCGAAUAACGUGUGGUACGAGUAAUUGGACUAAUCUUAAACUGACGCUAGCAGAUACUGCCAUGUUACUGAAUGGGACCAAGCAAUUAGUCAAAGGAACAAACGUUUUUACUGAUAUUAAUAAAAAUGAUUACAAAUGUCUCAAUUUGCACGUUUUUGACUUGAACGAAAUGCUC
This is a messenger RNA of Phyllotreta striolata, 2709 nucleotides long. The record is from the annotation of a GenBank genome assembly. Lineage: Eukaryota; Metazoa; Arthropoda; Insecta; Coleoptera; Chrysomelidae.